Molecule: messenger RNA, 1829 nt
Organism: Ornithorhynchus anatinus (platypus)
Lineage: Eukaryota; Metazoa; Chordata; Mammalia; Monotremata; Ornithorhynchidae
Product: pancreatic alpha-amylase
Exons: 11
Coding region: 158-1690 (510 amino acids)
Biological process (GO): carbohydrate metabolic process
Molecular function (GO): alpha-amylase activity; cation binding
Source: RefSeq, a predicted model, not a curated record
AAGACACUGUGAGGAGAGGGAGUACUGCUGUUUUAGAGAACAGGCAUUUGGGAGGCGGGGUUUGGGAAGCUUUGGGAACGUUCGUUUGGAAGAAAAACCUCUCGAUGGGAGUAUAAAUACCCACUGAGAAGAACCCUGACAACACUGAUCAAGCAGCAUGAAGCUGUUUCUAUUGCUUGCAGUGGUUGGGCUAGGCUGGGCUCAGUAUGACCCUCACACCAAACCCGGCAAAACAUCUAUUGUCCACUUGUUCGAAUGGCGCUGGGAUGAUAUUGCUCUUGAAUGUGAACGUUACUUAGCACCCAAUGGAUUUGGGGGAGUCCAGAUUUCUCCUCCCAGUGAAAAUGUGGUGAUCAAUAACCCCUCAAGACCUUGGUGGGAAAGAUACCAGCCAAUUAGCUACAAAAUUUGUACCCGAUCUGGAAAUGAAGAUGAAUUCAGAGCCAUGGUGACCAGAUGUAACAAUGUUGGCGUGCAUAUUUAUGUGGAUGCUGUCAUCAAUCACAUGUGUGGAGCCAAUAUUGGUCAGGGAUCAAGUACCUGUGGAAGCUUUUUCAAUUCAGCCACCAGGGAAUUUUCUGAAGUUCCUUAUUCAGGUUGGGACUUUAAUGAUGGCAAAUGCAAAACUCAUAGUGGAGAUAUUGAAAACUACAAUGACCCUUAUCAGGUUAGAGACUGUCGUCUAGUCAGUCUUCUUGACCUUGCCCUGGAAAAAGAUUAUGUUCGUUCCAGAGUUGCCAAAUACAUGAACAAGCUGAUUGACAUAGGUGUGGCUGGAUUCAGAAUUGAUGCUUCCAAACAUAUGUGGCCUGGUGACAUGAAGGCAAUUUUGGAUAAACUGCAUAAUCUAAAUACACACUGGUUCCCAGCAGGAGCAAAACCUUUUGUCUACCAGGAGGUAAUUGACCUAGGGGGCGAACCCAUUACGAGUAGUGAGUAUUUUGGAACUGGUCGGGUGACAGAAUUCAAAUAUGGUGCCAAACUUGGCACGGUUCUGCGCAAGUGGAAUGGAGAGAAGAUGGCUUAUUUGAGGAACUGGGGAGAAGGCUGGGGUUUCAUGCCUUCUGACAAAGCCCUCGUGUUUGUGGAUAACCAUGACAAUCAGAGGGGACAUGGAGCUGGUGGGGCUUCUAUCCUCACAUUCUGGGAUUCCAGACUCUACAAAAUGGGAGUUGGGUUUAUGCUUGCUCAUCCAUAUGGAUUUACCCGAGUCAUGUCUAGCUUCAGCUGGCCAAGAAAAUUUGAGAACGGGAAGGAUAUUAACGAAUGGGUUGGACCACCUAAUGAUAAUGGAGUUAUCAAAGAAGUUACCAUCAACGAAGACACUACCUGUGGCAACGGUUGGGUCUGUGAGCAUAGGUGGCGACAGAUAAGGAACAUGGUGAUUUUCCGUAAUGUUGUCGAUGGCCAACCUUUCACAAACUGGUGGGAUAAUCUGAGCAACCAAGUGGCCUUUGGACGUGGGAAUAAGGGAUUCAUUGUCUUCAACAACGAUGACUGGCCAUUAUCUGAAUACCUGCAAACUGGUCUUCCUGCUGGGACAUACUGUGAUGUCAUUUCUGGUGACAAACGAGAUGACCACUGUACGGGAAUUAAAGUCUAUGUGUCCAAAGAUGGCAAGGCUCAGUUCAGUAUUAGUAACACAGCUGAAGAUCCAUUCAUUGCAAUUCAUGCAGAAUCCAAAUUGUAAUCCAAAUUCAAUUUCCUCAUUUCUAAAAAGAAAAAAAUAAAAUAAAUGUCAGAUUUUCCUUCUUAUACUUAGUAAUGAAAAUUGACCAAUCUCUGAGUAAUGUAAUACUGAUGACACAAUAAACUUUAAUGCUUCUGAA